This is a messenger RNA of Naegleria gruberi, 1953 nucleotides long. RefSeq lists its product as uncharacterized. The record is from RefSeq and is a predicted model, not a curated record. Gene Ontology annotation, cellular component: centrosome; nucleus; cytoplasm. Gene Ontology annotation, biological process: regulation of cytokinesis; mitotic cell cycle; protein phosphorylation. NCBI's taxonomy places the organism in Eukaryota, Heterolobosea, Eutetramitea, Acrasida, Naegleriidae. The coding region runs from base 1 to 1953 and encodes 650 amino acids. Gene Ontology annotation, molecular function: ATP binding; protein binding; protein kinase activity. The transcript has a single exon.
AUGAUAAACAGAAACCGAAAUUUGGGAUUAGGAGUAGGCCCCACUACGUCCAAACCAACAACAUCGACAGCAGCCCUAACCAAAAGGUCAAAUAUACCUGUCUCUUCUUCAGCAAGUUUUCCUCUCUCUAGCAGAAAGAAUCCAAUAAUACAGGAAGUUGCUGAUAAGGGUGGAGUAAAAACUGUCCUCACUACAUAUAAGCAAGGUGAAAUGUUGGGAGAAGGAGGUUUUGCCAAGUGUUACGAAGUAACAGACUGUAGUUCUGGAGCUUCAUUAGCAGCAAAGGUAAUCCCAAAGACUUCCCUUGUAAAGGAAAAGACAAAGGAGAAACUAAUGACUGAAAUUAAGAUUCACAAGAAGAUGAACCACAAAUACGUUGUUGGUUUUGAAAGGUUUUUUGAAGAUUCCCAAAACGCUUACAUUAUGCUAGAAAUGUGUCAUUGUAAAUCAUUGAUGGAACUCAUGGAAAAGAAGAGAAGACUCGCCGAGUCAGAAGCUCAAUAUAUUUUCUACCAAGUACUCUCUGCUGUGAGGUAUAUGCACUCUUGCAGAGUAAUUCAUAGAGAUUUAAAGUUGGGUAACAUUUUCCUGGAUAAAUAUAUGAGAGUCAAGAUUGGUGACUUUGGUCUUGCCACUGAAGUAAAUGGCCAAGAGAGAAAGACAACUCUGUGUGGUACUCCAAAUUAUAUCGCCCCAGAAAUUUUAGAGAACAGAGGCCACUCAUACGAGGUUGAUAUGUGGUCAUGUGGUGUCAUUCUGUAUACUCUCCUUAUUGGUACACCACCAUUCGAAACUAGUGAUGUAAAAUCAACAUAUAGAAAGAUUCAAGAGAACAGGUAUUCAUUCCCUCCUGAUAUUAAGAUUAGCGAGCCAGCCAAGAAACUCAUCAAGAGACUCUUGAGUUCAGAUCCAAAGAGCAGACCAAAUGUAGAACAAUCAAUCAAUGAUGAAUUCUUUAAAACUAUGAAAUCUACUGGAUGCCCAUCCUCACUGAUGAAGUAUGCUCAAAGCUACUGUGGUCAAGACGUCAAGAAGAACCUAGAAGUCCUUCAAAGAGAAAGAGAAGAAGCACUGAAGAGAAAGCAACAAGAUGCUGAAGAAGGAAGCACUAGAUCUUCUGAGGAAAGAGCUCCACUCAAAUCAAUUGAUCCAAACAUUCUCAGUGCAAGAGGAAAGGAAAAUGGAGUUCUCGACAAGUUAUUCAAAAAAGUCUUGCCAAAGAAGAGGGAAAGUGAUGAAAAUAGCAGACCAUGCUCAAGUAGAUCUACUCAGCCUCCACUUUCAGCCAAAUCCAAAUCGCCAGUCCCAACCUCAACAAGAGGAUCACCUUCCAACUCUGCCUCUCCAAAGUUGAAACCAACAAGGUUGUCUUCACGAUCUCCAGUGCCAAGAACAAAGGUCGUCCACUCAAUUGACUAUCCAGAUUAUGGUCUUGCUUAUCGUCUCAGCAAUGGAUCCACAGGUGCCUUCUUUAAUGAUUGGUCCAAGAUGGUUCUCUCUGCUGAUAAGAAACGAGUUGACUAUUACGAAUUCCAAAAGGAUCAAGUGCAACCAUUUGACAAGCAAUCCACUUUUUCUCUGGUUCAACACCCAGAAGAAUUAAAGAAGAAGAUUACUCUCAUUAAAUUCUUCAAAGGUGUCUUGGAUCAAGAAAUUAAAAAGACUGGAAAACCAGAGUUAUUGGAAAUCUCUGGAGAGGACUCUAAUGUUUAUGUGAAGAAGUAUCACUCAACCAAACAAGCUACUGCCUACAGAUUGAGCAAUAUGGUUAUUCAAGUGAGGUUCCAAGACAGUGCAGAAGUUUUGCUCGCAAACAGCUCACAUGUUGCCAUCUUUACAAACACUAAGGGAGAGAAGGAGUACAUUCAUGAAGAUUCCACUGCUCCAGAAGCUCAAAGAUAUAUCAGUCUCGCUAAAGAUUAUAUUAAGGAAUUGAAAACAGAUUCCCGCUAA